Candida albicans SC5314 is the source of this 981-nucleotide messenger RNA. It is a transcript of the gene DIM1, whose product is annotated as putative dimethyladenosine transferase. The coding region runs from base 1 to 981 and encodes 326 amino acids. Gene Ontology annotation, molecular function: rRNA (adenine-N6,N6-)-dimethyltransferase activity. Gene Ontology annotation, cellular component: mitochondrial matrix. The transcript has a single exon. NCBI's taxonomy places the organism in Eukaryota, Fungi, Ascomycota, Pichiomycetes, Serinales, Debaryomycetaceae. The record is from RefSeq and is a predicted model, not a curated record. Gene Ontology annotation, biological process: rRNA methylation.
AUGGCUAAAGCACCAAAGAAGAAAUUUUCAACUGCAUCUAACCCUACUGCUAAUAAAGUUGCAGCUGAAAAACAUUUGAAUUCAGUAUUUAAAUUCAACACUAAUUUAGGUCAACAUAUUUUGAAAAACCCAUUAGUGGCCCAAGGAAUUGUUGAUAAAGCUCAAAUUAAACCUAGUGAUAUAGUAUUGGAAGUAGGUCCUGGUACUGGUAAUUUGACGGUUCGUAUUCUAGAAAAAGCUCGGAAAGUUAUUGCUGUGGAAAUGGAUCCAAGAAUGGCAGCGGAAUUAACUAAAAGAGUUCAUGGAACACCUCAAGAAAAGAAAUUGGAAAUUCUAUUAGGAGAUUUCAUGAAAACUGAUUUACCGUAUUUUGAUAUUUGUAUAUCCAAUACUCCUUAUCAAAUAUCAUCACCACUUGUAUUCAAAUUAUUAAAUCAACCUAGACCACCAAGAGUAUCGAUUUUAAUGUUUCAAAGAGAAUUUGCUCAAAGAUUAGUGGCCAGGCCCGGUGAAGAAUUAUAUUGUCGAUUAUCAGCAAAUGUUCAAAUGUGGGCAAAUGUUACUCAUAUAAUGAAAGUAGGGAAAAACAAUUUCCGACCACCACCACAAGUUGAAUCUAGUGUGGUUAGAAUAGAAAUUAAAAAUCCUAGACCUAAUAUUGAUUUUAAUGAAUGGGAUGGAUUAUUAAGAAUUGUUUUUGUAAGGAAAAAUAAAACUAUAGCGGCCGGGUUCAAAUCUUCUAAUGUGAUUGAAAUUUUGGAAAAAAAUUAUAAAACUUUUUUGGCAACUCAAGAAAGUAAUAAUAAUGAUUCUAUGAUGGUAGAUGAUAAAUCAAUUUCUUUGAAAGAUGUUGUUAAAAAUAAAAUUACUACUGUUUUGACUGAAACUGGGUUUUCCGAUAAAAGAGCCGGUAAAUUGGAUCAAACUGAUUUCUUAAAAUUGUUAUACGCAUUUCAUCAAGUAGGUAUUCAUUUUGCAUAA